AUGUCACAGCUCCCAUACGCUAAGAGCAUUGGAGUACGAGUACGAUCUACGAGCACGAGCUACGAGAACGAUCUACGAGUACGGGUACGAGCUACGAGUAUGAGUUCGAGCUACGAGUACGGGUACGAGCUACGAGUUGCCUACUGGGGGCCCAACACUGGCUACGGUGCCCACUGGGGGCCCAACACUGGCUACGGUGCCCACUGGGGGCCCAACACUGGCUACGGUGCCCACUGGGGGCCCAACACAGGCUACGGUGCCCACUGGGGGCCCAACACAGGCUACGGUGCCCACUGGGGGCCCAACACUGGCUACGGUGCCCACUGGGGGCCCAACACUGGCUACGGUGCCCACUGGGGGCCCAACACAGGCUACGGUGCCCACUGGGGGCCCAACACUGGCUACGGAGCCCACUGGGGGCCCAACACAGGCUACGGUGCUCACUGGGGGCCCAACACUGGCUACGGUGCCCACUGGGGGCCCAACACUGGCUACGGUGCCCACUGGGGGCCCAACACAGGCUACGGUGCCCACUGGGGGCCCAACACAGGCUACGGUCCCCACUGGGGGCCCCAACACAAACUUCAGCUUUUGGCAAUUUAA
Molecule: messenger RNA, 603 nt
Organism: Procambarus clarkii (red swamp crayfish)
Lineage: Eukaryota; Metazoa; Arthropoda; Malacostraca; Decapoda; Cambaridae
Source: RefSeq, a predicted model, not a curated record